Messenger RNA from Symbiodinium necroappetens, 378 nucleotides. NCBI's taxonomy places the organism in Eukaryota, Dinophyceae, Suessiales, Symbiodiniaceae. The record is from the annotation of a GenBank genome assembly.
AUGAAGUUCUCUCCGCGCACAGCUGCUGUCUCUGCUGUGGACAGCGUGCAGGAUGCGGCGAAUGGCAUCUUCACGAAGCUCGUGGAGGUGCUCCCACCUCCCAGCGGCUUGUCGGCCUCAACACCACUACGACGCUGUCUAAGCGACCGUCUCCAGGAUGCGAAAGACAGACUACCACAGGCCUCCGUGGCGCUGGUCGCUAGCACUCGGCCGCUUCUGUCUCUGGACUUCUGCGGCCGCCUCUUCAACGCCACAGCGAACGAAGUGCUGUCUGCCGCACCAUAUGCCGGCGACGCUGCUUUCAAGUCGGCGACGGAACUGUUCGCCGUCAAUGGCGAGCAGCGACACAUGCGACCUGGCACGUGCAGUGCAUGUUGA